Messenger RNA from Diachasmimorpha longicaudata, 1532 nucleotides. It is a transcript of the gene Gos28, whose product is annotated as Golgi SNAP receptor complex member 1. Gene Ontology annotation, biological process: vesicle fusion; endoplasmic reticulum to Golgi vesicle-mediated transport. The record is from RefSeq and is a predicted model, not a curated record. Lineage: Eukaryota; Metazoa; Arthropoda; Insecta; Hymenoptera; Braconidae. Gene Ontology annotation, cellular component: Golgi membrane; SNARE complex; Golgi medial cisterna. The transcript has 5 exons. Gene Ontology annotation, molecular function: SNAP receptor activity. The coding region runs from base 141 to 839 and encodes 232 amino acids.
UCGUAAAUUGGACAUUCAUCGUUCCUUCGCAGUAGCCAAAAUAUUUGUUGUCUACAAACAGCUGAUUUGUAGAUUGAGGGAUUAUUGAUAAUAAUAAGUUUGUCUAGGUCGGUGAAAUUGUGGAUCUGAUUUAUGAAGAAAUGUCGAAACCCACGGAGGCUGUGGACUGGGAAGAUCUUCGCAAACAGGCGAGGCAUCUCGAGAACGACAUUGAUGCUAAACUAGUGGCGUACAGCAAACUUGGGAUUAACACAAACUCCAGUCAUGCCAGUGCAGACACUGUACCGUUACUAGAUGAAGAUCAUGUCUUUGAUAACAUGACAUCAGAAAUUGGAUCACUCUUGACAAAGCUGGCCAUGAUCAACGAUAGGAUGAGUGGUAUCCAGGCGAAUGGAGCUGCGAUGCUCCACACGAUGCAAAGACAUAAGGAAAUACUGAAGGAUUAUAAAUUGGAGUUUAAUAAAUUGCAGAAUAAUUUUAUGAGCCGCAAAGAUCGCGAGGAACUGCUGGGAAGUGUUCGACAGGACAUUGAUAAUUACAAAAAUGUCGGAGGGUUGAACAGAAGAGACAUGUAUUUAAAGGAGAAUCAACACAUACACAACUCCGACCGUUUGAUAACGGAUCAAAUUAACAUCGCUAUGGAGACUCGAGACAAUCUCAUGUCCCAACGUCAUGCCUUCAAGCGCAUUCAAACGAGAUUCAACGACAUUUCAAAUCGAUUUCCAGCAGUCAAUAGUCUCAUACAGCGAAUUAAUUUGCGCAAACGACGGGACUCCUUGCUUCUGGGCCUUGUCAUUGGAUUCUGCACUUUUCUGAUGCUCCUCUACGCCUUUCACUGAGUCAAAAUUUUGCAUUUGCAUUGACAGAAUAUUUGUUACAUUCGAGCUCUCAUUUGGCUCAAGCGAUUUAUUGUUAUUCAAAAGUCAUAGUUAUUUAUCAAUAAUAAUGAUAAUGGAGUCCAGAGGAUGUAUGUGGAAUAGAAUGUGUGAUAAAGGGGCGAAAUGGAGGCUUUGGAUUUUUUUUGCAAGUUUUGAUAGCUCAUGCAGUUUCUGGUGAAUGAGACAAUUGUUUUUCUCGAGUUCGUGAUAAUGAAAAAAUGUCUAGAGUCCAUUUUGCCCGAUUUGAGUGGCACCACAAUGAAAAUAAGAUUCUUCAUGAGAGAGAAGGACUGUAAAUAUAUUUUAAAAUUCCACUGAAAAUUUUAUAUCCUUGUAUAUACACCAAUGUUCAUUAACAUCUCAGGUUUUUCGAUAUCUUCCUGAAAUAAAAAAAAUUCAGAAUAUGAACUUAAAUGUUUAUCGAUCGGCAUGUCGCUAAAGUGAUGCCGUUGAUUCUUGAAUUGUGGAUAAAAUACUGAAUAAAAAUCAUAAUGAUAAACGUUUGGACAGUUUUUACAGGAUUGUGUUUAGCACAGAGUGACAACUGAGGCUCCAGGGAGUUGAUUUUGUAUUUAGUUACAGUUGUGUAAUGAAUACACAUUUAAUGAAUUAUUUUCUUAUGUCUAAUGGGUAAUAAAUUAAAAUUUCUCUCAA